Messenger RNA from Diatraea saccharalis (sugarcane borer), 1497 nucleotides. Lineage: Eukaryota; Metazoa; Arthropoda; Insecta; Lepidoptera; Crambidae. The record is from the annotation of a GenBank genome assembly.
UGAGUGUCAUUUUGACAAUUUAGGGAUGGUGGUGAAUGUGCUCGUUCCGGCACAUUUCUUUACGCCAUUAAUAUUUUAUUAUUAAUCAUAUUGGGUAAUAUUUGGUGGAAUUUUAUAGUGAUUCGGGUAAUUGUCUAUUCGUGACAUUUUCUUUGUACGUCAGCAGCCAUGGAUUUACAUCGGCCGGUCGAUCCUAACAAGGUAAAUCUGUUCAUAUUUGUAAGGUUUCGUUCAGAGAAGAAAAUAGGAAAACUGUAUGAGAUGCACAAAGGUCAUGAGUCGAUGCACACAACAAUGGUUCUUAUACUCAUAGGAACUUUAGUGGUUGCCCAAAUAGUUGUUGUGGAAUGGAAGAAACGACACUAUCGUUCAUAUUCGUUCUUUACAAUGGUAGCCAUGUGGUCUAUACCGGUAUUGAUGAGUCUCAAGAACUCCUGGUGGAGAUUCAUCACGGUGUGGACGAUAUUCACACUGCUCACAGCUCUAGUCAUAAGGAAAUCAACAAGAAGGCCUAUGUCAGUCACAACACCAAGAUUGGUGUACAAAUGGUUUUACCUAAUAUACAAGUUGAGUUGCGUAUUCGGCGUCUUUGGUUACAUAGUCAUGAUGCUCACGUUCUUAGGUUUGAACCUGGCAUUUGGACAUAAACCGCAGCCGUGGAUGGACGUCGCGUUAAUGUGUUUAUUUUACGGGUUGUAUUUUGGUGUAUUGGGUCGCGACGUGGCGGAAUACUGCGCUGAUAAGAUGGCCGCUUCUAUAGGGUAUUAUACUAAAGAGGGUAUGCCUACGAGACAAUUAGAGAACAACGUGUGUGCGGUAUGCGGUAACCAAUUACUGGUCGCAGUUAAUGAAGAGGGCGUUAUAGAGAACACAUAUAAACUGACAUGCGGUCACGUGUUCCACGAGUUCUGUAUACGAGGGUGGUGCAUAGUUGGUAAGAAGCAGACCUGUCCCUACUGUAAGGACAAGGUUGAUCUCAAGAGGAUGUUCACUAAUCCUUGGGAUCGGCCCCAAAUGCUUUUCGGUCAACUGCUGGACUGGAUCAGGUGGUUGGUAGCGUGGCAGCCCCUAGUAUUAUUCUUAGCUCAAGGCAUCAACUGGAUCUUCGGUCUCGAGUGAAUGUACGUUCAGACUUUAACUCGAACAUCUGCCAGGUCAUUGAUGGUACAAAAUGCUUAUGAAAUGACCUUUAUUAUUUGUGUAUAACAUACAGAGUUUGUAGUGAUUAUAGUGCUGCAUUUGGAAUGCGAGGGAAAGAGACGUAACAAUGUUUCUUCACUUUACUUUUUAAGGUGAUGUUAUGUGGAUGUUGUCGGCAUAUUUAUUUUAACGUAGGCAAUUUUAUAUUGUGUUGAUUAAAACACAUCGCUUAUUAAUUUUACUAUCAUAAAGGUGUUUUAGCGUCUUUGGUUCUGAGUCACUGAGAAUCAUUUGAACUAUAGCGUAUCUUUUUAAAUUAUUUUAUUGAAAAAAAAAAUGUAGUUGAGCUAAUUAAAU